Messenger RNA from Amphiprion ocellaris (clown anemonefish), 1985 nucleotides. Its product is annotated as cytochrome P450 4B1. The transcript is spliced from 12 exons. The record is from RefSeq and is a predicted model, not a curated record. Gene Ontology annotation, molecular function: oxidoreductase activity, acting on paired donors, with incorporation or reduction of molecular oxygen; monooxygenase activity; iron ion binding. Lineage: Eukaryota; Metazoa; Chordata; Actinopteri; Pomacentridae. The coding region runs from base 182 to 1720 and encodes 512 amino acids.
CAGACCGUAUAUGCUGCAGACACUGGAAAUUUCCGGCAGCACGUAAAGCCGCCGAUAGGUUGACACCUUCACGUAGUCUUGGCGAUGUUUGCGCUGCACAACACAAAACAACGAGGUCACGCCUUGUGGUGAACAAAAAGCUAUUUUUUUUUCCAUCAGCAGAGUCUUCGACUGCGUCGUCAUGGAGUUUUCUGAAGCUUUGCUGAAGUUUCAGCUGAACUGGCCUCACUUCUUUGCUGUGUUCUGUCUUGUCGUUGUUGUCUAUAAAUCAAGUGUUUUCGUUUUGAGAAAAAGGGAUGCGCAACGAAACGUUGAAGCUUUUCCAGGACCGAAACCAAGCUGGCUGUUCGGACAUGUGAUGCAGUUCAAACAAGAUGGGACAGACUUGGACAAGUUUGUGAAAUGGGGAGAACAGUAUCCUUAUGCUUUUCCGACCUGGUUUGGUCCCCUUGCUUGUUAUCUCAACAUUCACCAUCCAGAUUAUGCAAAGACUAUUCUGGUAUCAUCAGAGCCAAAAUGUGAUUUGGCAUACAAGUUUCUGGGGGCUUGGAUUGGAGAUGGAUUAUUGCUGUCAAAAGGUCAGAAGUGGUUUCGCCACCGAAGACUAUUGACUCCAGGUUUCCAUUAUGAGGUUUUGAAGCCAUAUGUGACACAGAUGGCAGAAUCUACUAAGGUUAUGCUGAACAAAUGGGAAAGUUUUGCAAAGACCAACAAGACUUUUGAAUUGUUUGAACAAGUGAGCCUUAUGACACUAGACAGCAUCAUGAAGUGUGCCUUCAGCUACAACAGUAACUGCCAGACAAAGGGUGGAACAAAUGCCUACAUCAAAGCAGUUUAUGAGCUCAGUCACCUCAAUAACUUUCGGUUCAGGACGUUUCCAUACCACAAUGACCUAAUUUUUUAUCUCAGUCCACAUGGUUUCAGAUACAGGAAAGCAGCCAGGGUGGCUCACAGUCAUACAAAUGAAGUCAUAAGAAAGAGAAAAGAAACUCUACAGGAAGUGAAUGAGCUCAGCCGCAUACAGGCCAAGAGAAACUUGGACUUCCUGGACAUUCUUCUCUUUGCAAGAGAUGAGCAGCAGCAAGGGCUGUCAGAUGAAGAUAUACGAGCAGAAGUAGACACCUUCAUGUUUGAGGGCCACGACACCACAGCCAGUGGCAUCUCUUUCGCCCUCUACUGUCUUGCCUGCAACCCGCAACACCAGAAGAUUUGCAGAGAUGAAAUCAAUGAAGUUCUGGGUGGCAAGGACACUAUGGACUGGGAGGAUCUCAGUAAAAUUCCAUACACUACGAUGUGUAUAAAAGAAUCCCUUCGUCUUUACCCUCCUGUGCCAGGAACAGCCAGAAGGAUUACCAAACCCAUGACCUUUUUUGAUGGAAGGACUUUGCCAGCAGGUUUCCGCAUUGGAAUAAGUGUGUUUGGAAUUCACAGAAAUGCAACUGUCUGGGAAAACCCUGAUGUCUUUGAUCCACUGCGUUUCCUCCCGGAGAAUGUUUCCAAGAGGUCACCUCACGCCUUUGUUCCCUUCGCAGCUGGGCCAAGAAACUGCAUUGGUCAAAACUUUGCGAUGAAUGAGAUGAAAGUGGCAAUUGCCCUGACACUGAAGCGCUACGAGCUGAUAGAGGAUCCCACUUUCAAACCCAAGAUCAUUACUAGACUGAUACUCCGCUCUCUCAAUGGCAUCCACAUCAAGAUCAAGCCUGUAAACCCAGUGGAGUAAUUAAAGAGAAACACGUGAUGCGACUGCUGAAAAUACAUUGUUCAGUUAGUGAUUAAUUUAGGUUGAUCUGAAGUAAUAGUAUAAUAGUAGUAAUAGUAAUAUCUACCGUUUAAGUUAGACAUGGAAUGUUACAGAUAAUUAGAAAUUGUAUUUUGUAUAUGUUCAGAAUCAAUUGCUUGUUGAAAAGUUGUAAUCUGCUACUAACCCUGAAACACUAUCUUACAGUGUUUCUCACGUUGCAUCAGAAAUAAAAUUCUCAAAACUG